Messenger RNA from Phoenix dactylifera (date palm), 1722 nucleotides. RefSeq names its product protein ECERIFERUM 26-like. Gene Ontology annotation, molecular function: acyltransferase activity, transferring groups other than amino-acyl groups. Lineage: Eukaryota; Viridiplantae; Streptophyta; Magnoliopsida; Arecales; Arecaceae. The record is from RefSeq and is a predicted model, not a curated record.
CCUCUCAAGUCAAGCGCACCAAAUGCAUGGCUUCCAAGUGAUACUACUCUUCUUUCUUUCCUUCCUAUCUUUGGCCUCAUAGCAAUCCAAAACCAUGGCUGCUGAAGCUGAAUUGCCCGCCAUCCAUGGCCGCAAGCUGUCGACGGUCGUCCCCGGCAGCGUCACCGGCGAGGCUGCCGUCUACGAGCUUGCGAACAUCGAUCUAGUCAUGAAGCUGCACUACUUAAGGACCGUGUAUUACUUCAAGGCGGACGAAAUCAUCGACAGCCUCACUAUUAAGGCCUUGAAGGAGCCCAUGUUCCCGUGGCUGGAUGUCUACUACCCGGUGGCCGGUCGAAUCCGGCGAACGGAGGCCGGCCGGCCAUUUGUCAAGUGCAACGACUGUGGAGUCAGGAUUGUGGAGACGAAGUGCGGCCAGACCCUUGAGGAGUGGCUGGAGAUCAAGGACUCGUCUCGUUGGAGACAACUUGUGCCGGAGAAGGUGCUUGGUCCUGACUUGCACUUCUCUCCAUUCGUCUUUAUUCAGUUUACUCGGUUCAAGUGUGGAGGAAUGGCAAUUGGAUUCAGCUGGUCUCACAUCCUUGGAGAUGCAAUAACGGCUACAAAUUUUAUCAACCUGUGGGCGCAGUUGCUCAGCAAUAGUCCUCUUAAAUGCCAGCAGCACCUCCUCAGUCCUGAAACCAAAACAGAGAAGACUCCUAUAAAGUUACCUGCUUCCAUGGAACUGCUUCCAGUCAAGCAGGUUGAGCAUGUUGGAGAUUCCUGGCUAUCUCUUAACAACAGUAAAAUGGCAACACACUCCUUCCAAAUUACCGAAGAGAAGAUUAAGCAGCUACAAGCCAAGGAAUCAGGUCAAAUUUCAUCCUUUGAAAUCAUUUCAGCUCUGAUCUGGCAAUGCUUGUCAAAGAUUAGAAAAGACAAAGGGCCCAAGUCGGUGACAAUUUGCAGGAAUGACACUUCAGCAAAAAGAAGUGGGCUUCUUAGCAAUGAGCAAAAGAUAAGCACGGUUGUGUCAGACUUCGUCCCUUCCAAGGUUGCCAUCUCGGAGCUAGCAUCCAUGAUUGCUAAACAGGAAGUGGCUGAAACAAAGAUGAUUGAAGAUUUGGUGGACGGCCAGAGUGGAACACCAGAUUUUAUUGUUUAUGGUGCAAAUCUGACUUUUAUUGACAUGGAAGGGGUUCCAUUGUAUGAGUUGGAGCUGAAGGGGCGAAAGCCCAUUCAUGUAGAGUACAGUAUCGAUGGCGUAGGUGAUGAAGGAGCAGUGCUGGUGCUUCAGUGUCCCCAACAAACUUAUGGCAGUGGUGGCAACGGAGGCAAAAUGGUAAUGCUCAUCCUACCAGAAGAUCAGAUUCCUCCACUUCAGGAGGAGCUUCAGAGUGCAUGGGGUGUUGCUUGAGCAGACAUGAGAAUUUUCUCUGGGGACAUCUGUCAAGAAUAUGUGUAAAAUGCUCUAAAUGAAGACAUACUAUGAGGAAGUGAAAGACAUGAUAGGGUGCCACAGUUUUUUUAUUAUCUAGGCAUGUUGUAUGAAUCAGUAGGGUUUAGUUUUGCUGGCAUAACAGGUUUUCAAGUUAUAUGUCGGAUUUUGUCAGGUUGCAAAGCUACAAUAAAGGAAUCCUGGCCAUUGUCAAUGUACUGUAUUAUGUUAGAUAUAAAUUAGAAGUAGUUUAUGUAACUAUAUUAUAAUAAAAAAACUGUGACAAUGGUAUCGUGUUUCAGAAA